This is a messenger RNA of Gopherus flavomarginatus (Mexican gopher tortoise), 1683 nucleotides long. RefSeq names its product Rac family small GTPase 3 (gene RAC3). Gene Ontology annotation, cellular component: cytoskeleton; cell projection; cell cortex. Bases 1007 to 1558 code for a protein of 183 amino acids. Gene Ontology annotation, biological process: regulation of actin cytoskeleton organization; small GTPase-mediated signal transduction; regulation of cell shape. Gene Ontology annotation, molecular function: GTP binding; GTPase activity; protein kinase binding. The record is from RefSeq and is a predicted model, not a curated record. The transcript is spliced from 6 exons. NCBI's taxonomy places the organism in Eukaryota, Metazoa, Chordata, Testudines, Testudinidae.
CCGGCCUUCCACUCCUACUCUGCAGCGCCCUCUGGGCCUGUGUUCCCCCCAUCUCCCCCAUACAGCGUCUCCUGGCCUUGUAUCUCCCUCCCCUGCAGCGCCCCCCAAGCCCUGUGUCUUCCUUGUCCCGGCAGUGCACCCGUCCCGGUGGUGUUUCUUCCCCCCUCAGCAGCAUGACCCCCAUAGCCAUGGGUGUCCCCCUCUCAGCAGUGUGCCCUCCCAGCCAUCCCCCCUCAGGCCACGGUAUCCCUCCAGCUGUGCAGGCCCCCUGCCAUCUCCCCCAUUUUGAUGCAGCCUCAGGAAAUUGGUUAAAUGUCAUUGGCAGUGAAGGGAGAAUUCGGGGACCAGUCUGCUACCCACCCCUGUUCCGUCUCCUUAAUCAUAUUCCAGCAGAUACUCCCUCCCUCAUGGCUCACUCCUGUGCUAGCCCCGUAUCCAUCCCACAGGAUCCGCCUCACCCUGGUGCCACCUCUAUAUCCCAGCCUGCCCUGCCCUACCCCUAGCUCAUCCCAGCGCCUCCCCUUCUCCUGUUGUGCCCUCCCUCCUCCACCUGGCUUGCCCUGGUGCCAUCUCCAUAUCUCAGACCAUCCGCCUGACUCACCCUUCAGCUGUGUCUUUCUCUUGUCCCACUGGACACUCCCACCCAGCCCUGUGUCAUUGCUGUAUGUCGACCCAUUGGACACCCCUCCCUGUAGCCCACCCCUGGGGUACUCCCAUACUGACUCACCCUGGUGCUUUGCCCCUCAUCCUGUCAGCAACACUAGCACCAAUGGAGUAGCCCCAACAACAAGAUCCGAAUUAUGUGGGAGACCUCGCAUCUUAGCAUAUCAUGCCACGGCGUGAAAUGCAAAAUGCAGGAAGACUGGCCAAAUUGUGUCUGUAAACAGUAGAAGGGAUCCAGGCAGACAAAGUGCUAGGCAGGCCUGAAGAAGAACAUCUGCAGUCAAUUUUGGGCACCUUAACUCUGUAGAAAUUGGGAUGAGAUGCUCUGAGAAAGGCCAUAAAAAUGAGCGGGGCUGUGGGGAAGACCUGCCUGCUGAUCAGUUACACCACUAAUGCCUUCCCUGGAGAGUAUAUCCCCACUGUGUUUGAUAAUUACUCUGCCAACGUCAUGGUGGAUGGGAAGCCAGUGAACCUGGGUCUCUGGGAUACAGCAGGGCAAGAGGAUUAUGACCGACUGCGGCCCCUCUCCUACCCUCAGACAGAUGUCUUCUUGAUCUGCUUCUCCCUGGUCAGUCCGGCCUCAUUUGAGAAUGUCCGAGCCAAGUGGUACCCGGAGGUCCGGCACCACUGCCCUAAUACUCCCAUUAUCCUGGUGGGCACCAAGCUGGACUUGAGGGAUGACAAGGACACCAUUGAAAGGCUGCGUGAUAAGAAACUUGCCCCCAUCACCUAUCCCCAGGGCCUGGCCAUGGCACGGGAGAUUGGGUCAGUGAAGUAUCUUGAGUGCUCAGCCCUGACACAGCGGGGCUUGAAGACAGUGUUUGACGAAGCUAUCCGUGCUGUCUUGUGCCCCCCACCUGUGAAGAAGCCUGGGAAGAAGUGCACUGUGUUCUAAGGAUGUUGGCAAGGUGCUGACUCAGCAUGUCCUUGUCCUCCUCCUCCAACAGAUUGAGUGUUUGCUGGAGGGGGCUGUGAUGUGUGGCCCUUCAUCAUGUACGAAAUCAGUGUUUUUUAAAUGUC